Messenger RNA from Necator americanus (New World hookworm), 741 nucleotides. RefSeq lists its product as uncharacterized. Lineage: Eukaryota; Metazoa; Nematoda; Chromadorea; Rhabditida; Ancylostomatidae. Gene Ontology annotation, cellular component: plasma membrane. The transcript is spliced from 6 exons. The record is from RefSeq and is a predicted model, not a curated record. Bases 1 to 741 code for a protein of 246 amino acids. Gene Ontology annotation, biological process: sodium ion transmembrane transport. Gene Ontology annotation, molecular function: ligand-gated sodium channel activity.
AUGGGCGCAAUCAAUUUGAAGGCAGCAUACCAGGAGUCUUACGUGAUAUUUGGCAAAGAUGCGGAGUGCGUUAUUCGAAAAUGGCUCCUGUCUAAUAUUGUUUAUCCAUUUAACUGUACCUUAUCCUACCUAUCGGAUAUUAGUCAUCUACCGCCAACGACAGGUACUUGUACACCAGAUAUUAUUGCUGAUAACUACUAUAACAACAUACAACUGGUUUGGAAUAGUGCAAGUGUCAGUGAAGAGUGUAUACCUGGUUGUCAUCGAUGGGAUUACCAGACUGCACUUCAACAAAGUCAGACACUAGUCCCAUUCUCAGAUUAUACCUUCAACCUCGAAGCUUCUUUCAAUGAUUUGCAGUACGAAUACGUACGUGAGGUGUACACCACGUCAGUGCCAGGAUUCAUGUCACAAAUAGGAGGGCAAUUCGGCUUUUUCCUUGGACUCUCAAUUAUUACUCUACUACAGAUGAUACUUUAUGGGGUUCACUUCCUAGUUUCGGCUAUCGCUGACAGAGCUAAGCAAAUCUAUCUAUUGUCGACUUCAUUUACUUGUUCGAAUGGUAGCGCAAAAAAAGACGGUGAAGAUUCUCCAGUGGCUCAAGACGGUGUUACAGUGCUUGCUUUGGAACCACUGGAUGCCUCGUUUCCAGUGUCAGUUGACAUCGACAACCUCAGAGCUCAAAGGAAAAACUACAAAUCUCGGGUUCCUCAUGUUGCUAAUAUUUUUAAUAUCCAAUGA